UGUGUCUCACAGAAGCAAGUCUGUAAGGCUAAUGAUUACUGUUUCAGUAAACAAUUCAAACUGCUUAAACAGGGUUUAUAUUGCAGUUAUAGCUAAUUUUCCUGUUAGGAUUUUGGAGAGAACUUUGGUGUGGACAAGCCUCAGCAGGCCCUCUGAAAGCAUGUUUAGAACUUUUUGGUCUCUUAACUUCUUGAAAUCUUGUAUUGAAAAGUACAUAUUUAAUAGUAUUUUCAUUCUUAACCAUGUUUCAAAAUAAAAGUUGAGGUCCACAGAUUGAAUUGGGGGCCAGUUUGGAGGUUCUUUCUGUACCUCAACAGUAUCACUUUAUAGAGGGGAAGAAUGGCAGAGAUUAGUGUUUUAGCACAGGGGUGCUAGAAGAAGGUACAGACAUAAGGACAAGAAUUUUUAAAAUUUGAAAUAAUUGGAAGGAGGAGGUGGACACUCAGGAGAAGAUGUUGUGUGACAGGCAUAAACUACCUAUAGAAUAACACAAGGGAAGAGGAAAGCUUAACAUAUAAAAAUGUCUAAACGGGUUGAAAUUGGUUAAAACUUGCUUCUGGAUGGAGUUGAAAGAUUCUGUUGGGCAAAACGUGUCUUUGCAACACUUUAUGUACUAGACAGUGUUUCUUUCUUUUUUAACAGUUUGAGAAACGUGGAAAUUAAAAUCAUCAUGCAAUGGUAUGCAACCAGCUGCUUCCCUCACGUUUGCCAAACAUCUCCUGCAAUUUGACUUCUUAAAACUCAGCUUUACUUGAUCUGUGUAAUAGUCUUACUCACAUCCUUAGGUUUGGUGGAUAUGUUUUCCUGUUUGUUUAUCUGUCUUUUUUCAUGCCUACUAUCUUUUACAAACAUGAAUAUCUUUAUCAGAGCCUCCCACUUUUUUUUAAACUGCGUGUUCUAGAUAACAAGAUAAUUUCUGGGAAGUACUGUAAUUUUCUCUUGGCUUUUUUUUUUCCUCUUACCAGAUAAUGCAAAACUUAAUUGCUGCUCUAAAAUCCUAAAUUUCUGCUAAAAAGUAUUGGAAAUGCAUCUGUCAUUUAGAUUUUACACAAAUCUGAAGGGACAUGAGCCUAAAACAACGGAAUGAGGCGGGGAUGACCGCCGAGUCUUACUUUGGCAUAUGGAAGAAGCCAUCCACUCAAGAGUCAAACCAGUUCAGCUGAAAGGGGAGCAUCACUCUAACAUCUUCUGCCUAGCUUUCAACAGUGGCAAUACAAAAGUGUUCUCUGGAGGCAAUGAUGAGCAAGUUAUACUCCAUGAUGUUGAAAGCACCGAGACCUUGGAUGUGUUUGCCCAUGAAGAUGCAGUGUAUGGCCUUUCAGUGAGCCCAGUAAAUGACAACAUCUUUGCUAGUUCAUCAGAUGAUGGCCGGGUUCUGAUUUGGGACAUCCGAGAGUCUUCCCAUGGAGAGCCCUUCUGCUUGGCACACUAUCCAUCAGCCUUUCACAGUGUGAUGUUUAAUCCAGUAGAACCCAGAUUACUGGCUACUGCCAACUCUAAGGAAGGUGUGGGACUCUGGGAUAUUCGUAAACCUCAGAGUUCACUGCUCCGCUAUGGUGGGAACCUUUCCCUUCAGAGUGCCAUGAGCGUCCGGUUCAACAGCAACGGCACCCAGCUGCUGGCCCUGCGCCGGCGCCUGCCCCCGGUGCUCUACGACAUCCACUGCCGCCUGCCCGUCUUCCAGUUCGACAACCAAGGCUACUUCAACUCCUGUACUAUGAAGAGCUGCUGUUUUGCAGGUGACCGUGAUCAGUACAUCCUUUCGGGCUCUGAUGACUUCAAUUUGUAUAUGUGGAGGAUUCCUCCAGAUCCAGAAGCAGGUGGCAUUGGCAGGGUUGUCAACGGUGCUUUUAUGGUAUUGAAAGGUCAUCGGUCAAUUGUAAACCAAGUGCGGUUUAAUCCUCACACCUACAUGAUCUGUUCUUCUGGCGUUGAAAAGAUUAUAAAGAUCUGGAGUCCCUACAAGCAGCCUGACUGCACAGGGGACCUGGAUGGUAGAAUUGAGGAUGAUUCGCGUUGCCUCUACACUCAUGAAGAGUACAUCAGUCUUGUGUUGAACAGUGGCAGUGGUUUGUCCCACGAUUAUGCCAACCAAUCGGUCCAGGAAGAUCCACGGAUGAUGGCCUUUUUUGACUCUCUGGUGCGCCGGGAGAUCGAGGGCUGGAGUUCUGAUUCAGACAGCGACCUCAGUGAGAGCACAAUCCUGCAGCUCCAUGCAGGAGUUAGCGAACGCUCCGCUUACAGCGAGUCAGAGUCCUCCACCUCUUUGCAUCACUCUCCCCCACACGUGGCUGAAGAGUCUGAUGAAACUGCCUAUAACUUAAGGGCCUUAAGAUCAACUGCAUCUCCCUCAGCCAGAGAAGACGUGGCUUCCCGUCAGCAGAGGCUCUCUGCACUGAGAAAGUAUCAGGACAAACGUCUCCUGGCCCUUUCCAAUGAGUCUGACUCUGAUGACAAUACCUGCGAGGCAGAGCUAGAUACAGACCUUUUCCCACGGCCGCCGUCUCCAAGUCCCGAGGAGAAUGAAUCCAGCAGUUCCAGCAGCAGCAGCAGCACAGAAGAUGAAGAGGAGCUGAAUGAAAGACGCACAUCGAUGAGGCAACGCAAUGCACUGAGGCGCCGACAGAAGGUGCAAAAGGAGGAAAGGACUAGCACUAACACAGAGAAUGUAACCCCUUACAUAGGUGAGGACAUAUAUGAUUACCCCCAGAUCAAAGUAGAUGAUCUUUCUUCCUCUCCAGCUUCUUCACCAGAAAGGAGUUUGGCCAACAAAGAAGUUCUUAAAGAACGGACGUCUCCUUGUUCAGACAGUGAAUCAGUGGAGAGAAAGAUUUACAAAGCUUACAAAUGGCUCCAUUAUUCUUACAUAUCAUAUUCAGCUAGUAAAGAUGGUGAAUCCUCCAGAGGAGAUGGAGAAAAUGAUGAAGGGAAACCAGGAACCAGUGGAAGGCACAGCGUAACACACUCGCUAACUAAGGAAGAUGCUAGGAACUUAAGUUCAGUAGUUCCUCAGGGUUCCUCAGCUCUUUCUGCUGAAAACCACAACAGAGAAAAUUUAAAAGAGUAUGGUGGGAUAGAAAAUUCUAGUAAUGGUCAAGCUCAUGAACGUGACAAUCAGCGGCAGAUGGAAGGUCAAGAAAACACAUCGGAAGACACGAGUAGUGGAGGUGUAGAGCAUUCUUUUGAGACUAAAAAACUCAAUGGAAAAGCUAACUGCAAAGGGCUGAAUAGCUGUACUGAAGAACCUUGCAUUCAGACUACAGGACUUGCGGAACAGAAAAAUAAUCAGAACUGUCAACCAGCACCAAGCCAUCACUCACUGGUUCCUCCAUUCCCCGCUGUUGCCAUCUGUAGCAUGUCAGGUCACUGCUCCAGAAACCAGACUGAUGGCAGUGAGGAGAGGAGCUUUGAACCCUCCUGCGUUAACCACAAUAAUGGCCACUUGCAUCUUCACCCUUCAUGCUUCAACCAUGGACAGAGUUUUGGGGAGCAGGAGUCUGUGACACAAGGACUACAGGGCCACUCAAAUGCUGAUAAUGGCAACCUUGUACAGGUGGGUGUGACCUUGCACAGAGACUGCUGCCUGUCUGAAAUGGACUCCAACAGCUACAAUGUGAGCACAAGAGAGGAUUCUGCUGGCCUGCAUCCUGCAGGCAGUGAGAGCACUCAGUCUCUUGGAGGACUGAAAAGACACAGAGCGGAGUUGGAAGAUACAGAUUCAGAGAGUUCAUCCUUAGAAAAGAAGUUAAAAACAUGAUAAAUGCAAAUGUCGUAGUGUGCACUCUCUCAGAAAGAAAAGGAAAAAGAAAGUAUUAAAGGCACAUAGAGCUUGGGUCUGAAACAUUGCGUUUGAUUCUCCAUUCCAUUCUUCAGUGGGUCUGUUUUAGAUUGCCAGUGGUUCAUGCUGUAUAAAAAUCCAACUUGCUCCUUAAUGAGACUGAGUCUAGUGUACCCAUACAAGGUUCUGUUCAAAGUAAAUCCUUAUUAAGAUGGUUGACUGAAUAA
This is a messenger RNA of Lonchura striata (white-rumped munia), 4005 nucleotides long. Lineage: Eukaryota; Metazoa; Chordata; Aves; Passeriformes; Estrildidae. The record is from RefSeq and is a predicted model, not a curated record.